AUGACACUGACUUUUGUGGGCAGUGGAGAUGAACAGAAAGCCCACAACCCAGGCAGAAGAGGACUAGCUGCCCUCAGACCCCUUAUGAAACUCAAGAUUGUCAAAAAGAGGACCAAGAAGUUCAUUCUGCACCCAUCACACCAAUAUGUCAAAAUCAAGCCUAACUGGCAGAAACCCAGAGAUAUUGACAACAGAGUUUGUAGAGAGUUCAAGGGCCAGAUCUUGAUGCCCAAUGUUGGUUAUGGGAGCAAGAGAAAAACAAAGCACAUGCUGCCCAGUGGUUUCCGGAAAUUCCUGGUCCACAAAAUCAAGUUGCUGGAAGUGCUGCUGAUGUGCAAGAAAUCUUACUGUGCUGAGAUCGCUCACACUGUUUCCUCCAAGAACCGCAAAACCAUCAUGGAAAGAGCCACUCAGCUGGCCACCAGAGUCACCAACCUCAACGCCAUACUGUGCAGCAAAGAAAAUGAAUAG
This is a messenger RNA of Saimiri boliviensis boliviensis (Bolivian squirrel monkey), 471 nucleotides long. The record is from RefSeq and is a predicted model, not a curated record. Lineage: Eukaryota; Metazoa; Chordata; Mammalia; Primates; Cebidae.